This is a messenger RNA of Lathyrus oleraceus (garden pea), 537 nucleotides long. RefSeq lists its product as uncharacterized. Lineage: Eukaryota; Viridiplantae; Streptophyta; Magnoliopsida; Fabales; Fabaceae. Bases 1 to 537 code for a protein of 178 amino acids. Gene Ontology annotation, molecular function: nucleic acid binding; RNA-DNA hybrid ribonuclease activity. The transcript has a single exon. The record is from RefSeq and is a predicted model, not a curated record.
AUGGCCGAGUAUGAAGCCUGCAUAUUGGGGCUAGAAGAAGCUAUCGAGUUAAAGAUCAAAGUACUAAAGGUAUUCAGAGACUCCGCUCUAUUGAUACAUCAGAUCAGAGGUGAUUGGGAAAGAAGACAUGCUAACCUAAUUCCAUACCGAGAUUACGUGCUGAAGUUACUCCCAAAAUUUGACAAAAUCACUCUUUCUCAUAUUCCUCGAGAGGAGAAUCAGAUGGCAGAUGCUCAGGCAACCUUGGCUUCCAUGUACAAGUUAAUAUGGCCUAACCAUCAGCCUAAUAUUAAAAUUAGGCGUUUUGAAGAACCUGCUCAUUUUUUGACAACAGCAGUAGAGUCAGAUGAUAAACCCUGGUUCUUCGAUAUCAAACAUUAUCUGGAGAAACAAGAAUACUCGGCAGAGGCUUCCAGCCUUGAUAAAAGGACUAUAUGGAGGUUGGCGUCGAAGUUCUUCUUGAAUAGGGAUGUGUUGUACAAGCAGAAUAAUGACAUGGUUUUGUUGAGAUGUGUGGACAAACAUGAAGCUAAUUAG